Fusarium sp. VM40 is the source of this 1965-nucleotide messenger RNA. NCBI's taxonomy places the organism in Eukaryota, Fungi, Ascomycota, Sordariomycetes, Hypocreales, Nectriaceae. The record is from the annotation of a GenBank genome assembly.
AUGGCGGAUGAACACAUAACAAACACCAAGAAAGCUCCUGGUGCCAGUAUCAAGUCGCGCCAAACCGCAGAUGAUGUGUCGCUUCUUGAAUGGCGUCCCGGGCGAGAUCCAGCUAACAUAGAGAUCAACCGCAGGGUCAGGCGAAGCCAGCGGCUCCAAGGAAACCACGAGACGGAAUCUCCGCAAGAAGGGCAUCACGCUGGAGAAGUGCCAUCAACAAUAGCUUCAGCACAUGGUCGACAAGACUCCCCGAGAGAGCUGACGGGGAUUGAAUCCAAUUCGUCUGAAACAUCUGUGCAAUUGUCUUCCAUCACCGUUGGGCCUCCAAGAAGGACCAGGAGAGUUAUCCCUCCAGACUGGAAACCGCCCUUGGCCAUCGGCGACUCACUUGGGAAUAAUCUUAGCCGGAUUGAAGAAGCGGAGCGAUCUGUCCUCCAGUGGGAAGCUAUUGUCGAGAAGACACGCAAAUCUCAGCCACUGGCAGAUUUAUCUGGUCUCGAACGACAGCUGGAAAAUGUCCGUCGAAAAUUCGAAGAAAUGGAAGAGACGGAUGAGAACACGAUGCCUGUUGACGAGCUUCAGUCGACCCAAAGACAACGAGUUCAAGAGCGAAUAAGACUUCUUACAACAUCUCUUGACCGAAGCGAAUGCCCAGCUGGCGAUAUCAAUAUCCGCGCCGCCAUAGAAGCUUACCGCACUGGGACGAUCAAGUGCUGGGACAAAUGGACACUCCUAUACGCGGGUCGGGUAGCAGAUUUCUGCCCUUCGUAUGAAUCUUUCACUCUCGAUCGAGACGAGAGAAUGGAACGAUACCAUAGCCUGUACGGUGAAGGCUGGCUAUGGUAUGAGCCUCCUCUUGCACCAAGGGGCAACUAUCAACCCGAACAGCUCAUGGCGGCGACGUGGGCGCAGCCCUCGGAACACUGCGGUAUGUUGACGGGGUACCAAGCUUUCGGGUGGAAUAUCCACAUGGGAUUUCGGCGCGUAAAGGGCUUCCAUAGUCGCAUAUCCAAAAGACUAGAUGAUCCUAAUCGUAGGAAGAGCGGAAAGGUCCUCCUGUAUCAGACAAAAAUGAGAGAAGAGGAAUCAGAGGAGAGAGAUACCUGUUUUGUUGAGGACGAAGACAACGACAAGGCAGCACCCCGUGUGUGCUUCAACAUGCAGCUUGACAGCGGAGCAACUCAUCCCUGUCUGCACAAUACCGACUUGGAUUAUAUAGGUAUUGAUCGAAAGACAUACCCGGCGCAAACACACACCCCAAUUAACACAGCAACGUCAUCUGCAGUCGCCAAGAUCUACGAGAUGCGCGUCGAUGUCUGUAGACAUAACGGAGAGUCACUCGUGGGAGAUAAACCAGUCUACCCAGACGAUCGUCGAGAGUUGGGCGGUAUAGUUCCAGUCUUGGUCCUGAUUCAAUCUUCUGAUGACCAGAGUGGACCGUUGGAUGAGUGGUUGAAAGAAGCUGAGACAGACGGCAAAGAUAUCAGCGAAAAAACAAUGGCAGAACGCUACAAAGGCCAGAGAGAAACGCGUCUGUCUGGAAUGCUUCCAUUCCAAGUGUGUUAUUUUUCAGGAACUCCCGGAGCGUCCACAUUCUGGUUUGGCGAAGAUCGCCGAGACGUUAUAGGGACGGAUCGCAUGCCAGGUCAGCGACGUUGGGAACGACACAAGAGGGUGCAAGGUGCGAAGGUCCCAAAAGAGGCUCUCAACAUGAAUCGCCCGACGAUUAUCUUCGAACAGCAGAACAAGAAUGGCACAAGAGUCGUUGACGUGGACUCGAUCGAAGACCCAGGCAUGAGCUUCUUAACCAUUGACGACAAAAAGGGGUCAAGACGAGUGUUCUUGAGAGCAGGAGAGGAGCCAAAAGAAGUGAUUCUUAGCUCAAGGACUAAAUCUCAAGCAAAGACUCCGGCUCCUACAAGGGUAUUGCGUCCACGAAAAAGGCAGAAAACGGCUUCGUCGUGA